Messenger RNA from Anguilla rostrata (American eel), 3426 nucleotides. Its product is annotated as relaxin receptor 1-like. Gene Ontology annotation, molecular function: protein binding; G protein-coupled peptide receptor activity. Gene Ontology annotation, biological process: adenylate cyclase-activating G protein-coupled receptor signaling pathway; hormone-mediated signaling pathway; activation of adenylate cyclase activity. Gene Ontology annotation, cellular component: plasma membrane. The transcript is spliced from 18 exons. NCBI's taxonomy places the organism in Eukaryota, Metazoa, Chordata, Actinopteri, Anguilliformes, Anguillidae. Bases 125 to 2395 code for a protein of 756 amino acids. The record is from RefSeq and is a predicted model, not a curated record.
UGGCUGAGGGUGAAGUGUUGACUUCACGAUUUUUCAUCUAAAGCCUCCUGAAAGAUCAAAUCAUUCGUCUUAAUCUUCUACUUUUUUUCAUCAUCAGUAUAAUUCUUUAAUUAUUUAGUAGAUUAUGAAAGCUUAUGUGGCAUACGUUCUCCUGUGCGGAAUGUCAGCUGCACUGACCUCAUUCAACAUCUCUGAGGAAAAGUCAAAUUGCCCCCUGGGGUAUUUCCCUUGUGGAAAUCUCACCGUAUGUCUCCCUCAGCUGCUACAUUGCAAUGGGGAGGAUGACUGUGGGAAUAAGGCAGAUGAGGAAAACUGUGGAGAUAACAAUGGAUGGCCCCAUCUUUUUGACAAAUAUUUUGGAAUCCUCAAUAAUGACUUUGGAACCAAGUCAAACAAGUGUUUGCUUGGAACAGUUCCAGAUAUGUGCCUCUGCAGAGACCUUGAACUUGACUGCGAUGGCGCUCAACUCCAAGCUGUACCCACAGUGUCAACAAAUGUAACUAUGAUGUCAUUGCAAAGAAACAGACUGCAGAAGCUGGAUGCUGACAUGUUCUAUGAUUUCCAGAACCUCCAGAAGUUGUAUCUGCAGCACAACAGGAUUCAAGCUGUGAACCCAAAUGCAUUCCGAGGAUUGUAUAACUUAACAAGACUGUAUUUAAGCUACAAUAGGAUAUCUGUCCUGGAGCCAGGUGUGUUCCGUGAUCUUCACCAACUGGAGUGGCUGAUACUAGAAAACAACAACAUCAACCAAAUAUCCCCAAUGACCUUUUCAGGGUUACGUUCACUUGUCCUUUUGGUACUGCUCAAUAAUUCUCUCAAUCAGCUUGAUGACAUCUGCCUGGAGAUGCCAAGGCUAAACUGGCUGGACAUGGAGGGAAAUCAGAUCACGAGUGUUGGGAAUGUAACAUUUGGCUCUUGCAAGAUGCUCACUGUGCUAGUAUUACAGAGGAACAGAAUCAAUCUCUUACACAGACGUGCUUUCACACCUUUGCAAAAACUUGGAGAGCUAGAUUUGUCCAACAACAACAUUGAAAGGAUUCCACAAGAUUUAUUUAUUGGGCUCUCUGAGCUACUACAGUUGAAUAUUUCACAUAACCCCAUAGUAGAAUUCCAGAUGGACCACUUUGAUAACCUGCAUAAACUAAAAUCUUUAAGCAUAGAGGGAAUUGAGAUUGUGAACAUCCAGAGAAGAAUGUUCGAACCUCUGAAAAACCUGACACACAUAUACUUUAAGAAGUUCCAAUACUGUGGAUAUGCUCCCCACGUGCGUAGCUGCAAGCCCAACACAGAUGGCAUCUCCUCCUUGGAGGACCUGCUGGCCAACAUCGUGCUGCGUGUCUUUGUCUGGGUGGUGUCGGCCACCACCUGCAUCGGAAACAUCUUUGUCAUCGGAAUGAGGUCAUACAUCAGAUCCGAGAACAAACUGCACGCCAUGUGCAUCAUAUCUCUUUGCUGCGCUGAUGGUUUAAUGGGCGUGUACCUUUUUGUGAUUGGCGCAUUUGACCUGAAGUUCCGGGGCGAGUACAACCACCACGCCCAGGCUUGGAUGGACAGCUCCGAGUGCCAGGUGGUGGGCUCCCUGGCCAUGCUUUCCACAGAAGUGUCCGUCCUGCUGCUCACCUACCUCACCCUGGAGAAAUACGUCUGCAUCGUGUACCCGUUCCGGUACGUCUCUCCCAGGAGGGGGCGCACCGUGAGCGUCCUCAUCAGCAUCUGGGUCCUGGGGUUCAUCAUCGCCUUCAUCCCGCUGGUCGGCAAGGGCAUCUUCAGGAACUUCUAUGGGACCAACGGAGUGUGCUUCCCCUUGCAUUCUGAGCAGCCAGAGACCCCAGGGGCCCAAAUCUACUCCAUCAUCAUUUUCCUUGGUUUGAACUUGAUAGCAUUCCUGAUAAUUCUGAUAUCUUAUGGAAGUAUGUUCUACAACAUACAAAGAACUGGGACCCGGGCCACAGAAUACAGAAAUCACAUCAAGAAGGAGGUGACCAUCGCCAAGCGCUUUUUCUCCAUCGUUAUCACUGACUCUCUCUGCUGGAUACCCAUCUUUAUCCUCAAGAUUUUAUCUUUAGCACAGGUGGAAAUACCAGGCACAAUCAGUUCCUGGGUGGUGAUAUUCAUCCUGCCAAUCAACAGCGCCCUCAACCCCAUCCUCUACACUCUAACGACACGCCCAUUCAAGGAGACCAUUCUCCAAGUGUGGGAAAACUACAGAGAGAGAAGGACCAUCUCCAGCAUUCAGAACUCUGCGUGCACGCCAUCCUUCACUUGGCUGGAGAUGUGGCCACUUCAGGACACUGCAAAUCCUCUGUCAUUGGCAGAAUAUUCAACACUCCCCAUUGAAACGUUGGGAAAGUCCAACCUGCUGCCGCUGAAAUGCACGGCCAAUCAGUCUGAAUAACCCAUAUCAUGUGCACAUGCAAUGUGUUUGCUGAUUGCAUUUUGGUCAUUAUUCUGAAUGGGGAAAGCAAAACAAAUACAAUUUUAGAAAGUUUGAUGUUAUGGGAUAGGAUGGGAAAGCAUGGAUACAUUUUAUGAAGGUCCCUAAUGUGAGAUAUUGACCUUGACAAUGCCAGUCAUUUUCUGGAUGACUGAAGUGAUCCAAUGCAUACUCUUGAAACAAACUAUACAGUUGACCUGAACUCCAUUUAAUUGUGCCAUGUUUCACUUAGUUCCCGUGAUGUCACAUGAUGUAUAACGUGAUUCAUAUUUUAUUUCCAAUAAUGACCAUAAGAUACUGUGGCAAUGAGUGUCUAUUUAAGUGCAAUGGCUCUUGAUCACAUAAUUAAAAUGUAAUUUUUAUAGUUUAAGGAUUUUAACAAUAAUAACAAAAUGAAUGAAUCAAAAAAAAUGUUACAGUAACUUUUAUCUUAACCACUUAACAACAGUGGAUUAAAACUAAACUAAAAGUUGGUAAGCUUAGCAUCCACGUUUGAAACAUUUGUAAGGUAAGAGAUGUUCACUAAAGGGUGCAGAACAAGUUUACUGAUAGUAUGAUGUAUUCUGGGCAGGACUACGCUGCUAUACCUUACUGCCUAGCGUAAUGACCUAUAUGUUUUGUAUCAAAAACCAAGCCUUUCAGGCAGGUGAGUUUUUCUGCGUUCCUUAGAGUGAGGAAUCAUUGUACUUUUCCAAGGUUUCACAAGUGUAAAAAGGUAACUCUGGAGAUUAUUAUUAUUAUUAUUUUUACUACAGUAUGUCACACACAGUUCAUGUAGUCAUGCUGAUAGAAAUGUCAAACAUUUUUCAGGAAAAAUGCAAUGCACGUACAGUACAUAAAAUGAUAUGUAUGAUGCAUAGAAACAUCAUAACUAACUAUAAUGGCUUUUGAAUGUUAUAUGUAGUAGUUACUGUAUGUCAUACUCAUUAAGUUAUCCACUGUAUCAUGAAGGUUCUACACAGGGUGCUGUUUGUGUAAAUUGUGACAGCAAU